AUGAUACUAAAAAGGGCGGAGGUAGUAAAUAUAAAAGCUGAAAAGCAAAUUCUCAGUCGAGAAAACAUGCCAGUUGCUGAUGAAAUUCAGUCCUCAUGGGCAGACGAAGUUGAAAUCGAUCAAGGAGCUCUGCCCCCACCUUCUGAAGUAGUUGAAAAUGGACUUAAAAUAGUAACAGAAUAUAAGUAUGAUAAUGAUAAUAAAAAAGUUAAGAUUGUUCGCACGUAUAAGAUAGAAAAAAGAGUUGUAUCAAAGAGCAUUGCUAAACGUAAAACUUGGAAUAAGUUCGGUGAUUCUGCCAAUGAUAAACCUGGACCAAAUCCUGCUACUACUAAUGUGUCUGAAGAUGUCUAUAUGCAAUUUAUUACCAGUAAGGAGGAAGCGCAACGUCCAGAUGAGGGUGAUUUAGAGGCACUUAAGGCCAGACCAACUAAGGUUCUCUUCAAGUGUCGUACUUGCCAUGGAGAGCAUUGGACCACAAGCUGUCCAUUCCAACACACUGAGCUUGCUCAAGCAAAGGCUAGUGAAGCUGCUAAAGCUGCAGAAGCAAAAGCUGCAACUUCAAACAAAUAUGUUGCACCUAAUUUGCGAGAAGGAGCAGUUCGCAGACCCGGCCAUGAACCCCCAGGUGCAAGAAGAGAUGAUUUGGCUGCCAUUCGUAUUUCAAACCUUAGUAACUUUGCUGUGGAAGCUGAUCUUGACGACUUGGUUAGAGGCUUUGGACCUGUACAUAAGCUUUAUCUGGCAAAGGAAAAGAGCACCGGUCAAUGCAAAGGAUUUGCUUAUGUUCAUUUCAAGUUUCGAGCUGAUGCUGCUAAAGCUAUUCAAACCUUGAAUGGCUAUGGCUAUGAUCAUUUAAUUUUAAAUGUAGAAUGGUCCAAACCACCCCAAAAUAAC
Messenger RNA from Brenthis ino (lesser marbled fritillary), 897 nucleotides. The record is from the annotation of a GenBank genome assembly. NCBI's taxonomy places the organism in Eukaryota, Metazoa, Arthropoda, Insecta, Lepidoptera, Nymphalidae.